CAGUGCUGGUUGGGAAUAUGCGUGGCGGUUGUUUCUUGUGAGCAGCACACACACUUUGCGCUCACAGAUCAUCCAGUCACGGUCCACUCACUGCGUCCUUCUCUCGUUUCCUCCCACAGCAGCCUCACCUGCGAAGCCACAGCGGAGGACAGCAGAGCUCCUCGGUGGACACUUUGCUAACUGACAGAUACCGGGACGGACAGACGGACACCUCAGUGAACCUUCACCAUGGAGGAGAACCGGGCAAAGUAACUUCCAGCAGCCCACAGCACCCUCAGCCAGGCUGUCAGAGAGGAGAGCCGCUUCACAAUGACCCGUUAAAUUCCUGCCGCCGAUGCUUUCUUUGGAGAGUGGAUUGACCAUCUCCUAACAGCGGAGGAGACGAGCAGAGAGGCCUUUUUUCAUUCUUUCAGUCUUCAGAUGGACCGUGUGCCCUCGGCACUGGCAGCUAAGAUGCGCUGGAUCACGCUGGUGCUUGCCGGCUUGACUUUCUGGGGCAAAGUGACUAUCUGUAACUGUUUCGACUACGAGGAGCCAGACUAUGAUUAUUACGAAGAGGAGAGAGCAGAGACCAUUGACUACAAAGACCCAUGCAAAGCUGCUGCAUUCUGGGGUGACAUCGCUUUAGACGAGGAGGACCUGCGCAUGUUCCAGAUCGACAGGACGAUAGACCUCUCACAGCACACACACAUGCACACACACUCCCGGCAGGGGCACACGUCUGGUGGACUGGAGGAACAGGAAAUCUCUGAGAAGAAAGGAUCUUUAUAUCUUCUGCUGGAGAGAAUACGCAGGUUUGGCUUCGACUAUCUUCCCAAGAACUUCAGCAGGGGGGCGGCCAAUCCGAAAAGCCAAACCGGGAAAGGUGGGAAGAUCAGGAAGGUUGUGAAGAGACGUAUUCCUCGAGCAGCCACGUCCCGGGCUGAGAGGAUAUGGCCUGGAGGAGUCAUUCCCUACGUCAUAGGAGGAAACUUCACUGGUAGUCAGAGGGCCAUGUUUAAGCAGGCCAUGCGUCACUGGGAGAAACAGACGUGCGUAACUUUCAUUGAGAAAACGGAUGAGGAAAGCUACAUCGUGUUCACCUACAGGCCCUGCGGGUGUUGUUCCUAUGUGGGUCGUCGUGGCAACGGGCCCCAGGCUAUCUCCAUAGGCAAGAACUGCGACAAGUUUGGCAUCGUGGUGCACGAACUGGGUCACGUCAUUGGCUUCUGGCACGAGCACACGCGGCCUGACCGUGACGAUCACGUGACCAUCAUUCGAGAUAACAUACAACCAGGCCAGGAGUAUAACUUCCUCAAGAUGGAGCCAGGGGAGGUCAACUCUCUCGGGGAGCCAUAUGAUUUUGAUAGCAUCAUGCACUACGCCAGGAACACCUUCUCACGGGGGAUGUUUCUGGACACCAUCCUUCCGUCCAGAGAUGAAAAUGGGGUCCGGCCUGCUAUUGGCCAGCGCACCAGGCUCAGUAAAGGAGACAUUGCACAGGCAAGGAAGCUGUAUAGAUGUCCAGCAUGCGGAGAGACACUCCAAGAGUCAACGGGCAACUUCUCAUCCCCUGGUUACCCCAACGGAUACCCAUCAUACACACACUGCGUCUGGAGAAUAUCUGUUACACCAGGAGAAAAGAUUGUCCUCAACUUUACCACCAUGGAUCUGUAUAAGAGCAGUCUGUGUUGGUACGACUACAUUGAGGUCCGGGACGGAUACUGGAGGAAAGCUCCGCUGCUCGGCAGGUUUUGCGGGGAUAAAGUUCCUGAAGUCUUGAUCUCCACUGACAGCAGGAUGUGGAUUGAGUUUCGUAGCAGCAGCAACUGGGUGGGAAAAGGCUUCGCUGCCAUCUAUGAAGCGAUCUGUGGAGGGGAAAUCACCAAGGACUCAGGACAGAUUCAAUCUCCUAACUAUCCUGAUGACUACAGACCGUCCAAAGAGUGUGUGUGGAGGAUCACUGUGUCCGAGGGAUACAACGUCGGGCUCAGCUUCCAGGCCUUUGAGAUCGAGAGGCACGACAGCUGUGCCUACGACUACCUGGAGGUCCGAGACGGCCCUCUGGAGACGAGCCCUCUGAUUGGUCGAUUCUGUGGCUACGACAAACCUGAGGACGUGCGCUCCACCUCACACACACUGUGGAUGAAGUUUGUCUCAGACGGGACGGUGAACAAGGCCGGCUUUGCUGCUAACUUUUUCAAAGAGGAGGAUGAGUGUGCCAAGCCAGACAAUGGUGGAUGUGAACAGAGGUGUGUAAACACUCUUGGCAGCUUCAAGUGUGCCUGCGACCCGGGCUACGAACUAGCUCCUGACAAGAAGAGCUGUGAAGCGGCGUGCGGCGGUCUCCUCUCAAAGCUGAAUGGCACCAUCAGCACUCCUGGUUGGCCUAAAGAAUAUCCGCCCAACAAGAACUGUGUGUGGCAGGUGGUCGCUCCCACUCAGUACCGCAUCUCCAUGCAGUUUGAGGCCUUUGAGUUGGAGGGAAAUGAGGUGUGUAAAUACGACUACGUAGAGGUGCGCAGCGGCCUUUCACCGGACUCGAAGCUGCACGGUAAAUACUGCGGCACCGAGGUUCCCGAAGUCAUCACCUCGCAAUAUAACAACAUGAGGAUUGAAUUCAAAUCUGACAACACCGUCUCCAAGAAAGGUUUCAAGGCUCACUUCUUCUCAGACAAAGAUGAGUGCAGCAAGGACAACGGCGGCUGCCAGCACGAGUGCAUCAACACGGUGGGCUCGUACGUUUGUCAGUGUCGCCACGGCUUUGUACUGCAUGAGAACAAACAUGACUGUAAGGAAGCUGAGUGUGAGCAUAAGAUCCACAGCCCCAGCGGGACCCUGAGCAGCCCCAACUGGCCGGACAAGUACCCCAGCCGUAAGGAGUGCACCUGGGACAUCACCGCCACACCCGGACACCGAGUCAAGAUCGCCUUCAAUGAGUUUGAGAUCGAGCAGCAUCAGGAGUGUGCUUAUGACCAUCUGGAGGCCUUUGACGGGGACACUGACACGGCAGCCAUCUUGGGUCGAUUGUGUGGCAGCAAGAUCCCGGAGCAGCUGGUCUCCACUGGAAACAAGAUGUACCUCCGCUUCAUUUCUGACGCCUCGGUGCAAAGAAAGGGCUUCCAAGCUACACACUCCACAGAGUGUGGAGGUCGUCUGAAGGCAGAAGCUCGUCAGAAGAACCUCUACUCUCACUCCCAGUUUGGAGACAAUAAUUAUCAGGGGCACACUGACUGUGAGUGGCUGCUGAUGGCCGAGCAGGGCUACGGCAUCGAGCUGAGCUUCAUCACGUUUGAGGUAGAGGAGGAAGCUGACUGUGGUUACGACUACAUCGAGCUGUACAACGGGUACGACGCCAACUCACAUCGACUCGGUCGCUUCUGCGGCUCAGGGCCCAGGGAGGGGAUCUACUCGCCCGGAGGUGCUAUGCUGAUCCGUUUCCAUAGCGACGACACAAUCAGCAAGAAGGGCUUCCACAUCCGCUACACGAGCACCAAGUUCCAGGAGAGCCUUCACACCAGGAAAUGACCUCAGACACAUGCAGCCCGCCACCUCUGACCUCUGUGCAGCCCCCCACCCCCGUCACCCUGACCUUCACCAUGGCAACGAAAAAAAUUACAGCCCUUCCCUUCUGCUCGGACCCGACGUACAGAAGAGGACGUCCGCGGGAAGAAGACGACAGUUUGACGUGAACAUUAGUCUCUCUCUGCGGGUCAUCAGACAGGAAACACAUGAGGGCUGGUUUUCAUUUCUGCACAUCAAGAUACAGUGUGGAUACUAAAGAGUACAAACACAAACACACGAGAUUCAUAUUCAGAAUAUAAACUAUGGCUUCUCGAGGAGUAAGGAGCUUCUGCUGAAAAGAAAAAUGCAUCCAACACAGGAGUUUUUUCGGACUUCUUGUGCGACUUACUGUGAUCAGACGGCUGCUCAUACCCACAGUAACUGAGAGGAAACUCUAAAAUAGACAUUUUUAUUGCCUUUGAUGCCUGGGAACUGGUCUCUUCACCCCAGCUCAGAUCGGCUGCAGAUGAUUUUAAUUCACGUCUUAUUGUAAAACCCAUUGUGUUUACUGUAUGUGUGUACAGAGAAAACAAACAAAAGGCUGUCAUUUUUGCUUAAAGCUUAUGCAGACGACCAUCAUGGAAUGGGAGAAAAAUAUAUAAAAAAAUGCAAAUGGAGAAUUUCCAAAUAAUCUGUGAUGUUAUUGUAAAGCCUUGCAUUAUGUUGUGUGUGUGUCCGAGCGUGUGUCCAUGCUGUUUUGGAGUUUUUUUGCACCAUCUUGUAACAAACUUUCAUGGAUGUUUCCACCUCACCCCUCCCCAAAAAUAAAAGUGGAUAUCGUAAGGGAAUAUUUUCACAGCUGUCUCUCGGAGUGACACGAUUCUGAUUGAUGGAGAGAUUCCCAUGGUGCUAAAAAUGAAACUACACUGAAUGACAGAUGACUGCGAUUGGAAGUAAAGGUUUUCAGUAGGAGACAGUCGGCGUGCAAACAGCACAAUGCAUCAACAGCACUAGUCCUGUGGAACUACAACAUUGCCUUAGAACCAAAAUGGAUGCUGUCCGAGAGUUUUCAAGGUUUUUUUGGCAGCAUGUUUCAUUCGUUGGAGAUCUUGAAUGGUUUUAUCGUGAAAAACAAACAUGGGAAAUGUAGUCUGUGUGUGAGAUCAAGUGUCAGUGGUGCAUGAGUGUUUGUGUGUCAUUGUUGAAGCUGCUUUCAGAGAUACAUAUACACACAUGCUUACACAUCCACAAAUGUUGUGCGCUUUUUCCCCCAACGUAUCUCAGCACACACUUCCCUUUCUGUAUAUUUGGAGCGUGGAGAGCAAAGUGCUGUAAAGUUGAAAGAAUAUCAAGGUGCAAACAGGUUGCAUCGUUUGUUGUGUUAAAUGCAAAAUGUGUAAGUGUGUGUUAUAGGAGAUUAUAAAGAAAUAAUGUGCGUGUAUGUCUGUAAGCUGUAUGUUUUUAAGUUGAAUCAUUCAUUGCUGUACGUGCCAAGCUCCAGGUGACCCGGAUCCACUGUAGUUUUUGUUUUAUCACUCAACCUCUGUGUCUGUAGUUCAGAGACACUGACAUGACAUCCUCUGCAUCAGUCAUUAAAAUACACACAGGUCAAAACUA
Notothenia coriiceps (black rockcod) is the source of this 5100-nucleotide messenger RNA. RefSeq names its product tolloid-like 1 (gene tll1). NCBI's taxonomy places the organism in Eukaryota, Metazoa, Chordata, Actinopteri, Perciformes, Nototheniidae. Gene Ontology annotation, molecular function: calcium ion binding; metalloendopeptidase activity; zinc ion binding. The record is from RefSeq and is a predicted model, not a curated record. The coding region runs from base 421 to 3507 and encodes 1028 amino acids. The transcript is spliced from 21 exons. Gene Ontology annotation, biological process: proteolysis.